Molecule: messenger RNA, 2307 nt
Organism: Nematostella vectensis (starlet sea anemone)
Lineage: Eukaryota; Metazoa; Cnidaria; Anthozoa; Actiniaria; Edwardsiidae
Product: protein FAM81A
Exons: 1
Coding region: 328-1428 (366 amino acids)
Source: RefSeq, a predicted model, not a curated record
AUUACCCUCUCAAAUGGUUCUCAUUUAUUUUAUUUUUUGUUCGGCAUGCUAUGUAAAGUAAUGACCCUUCCCCUGAUAGUUCUGAACAUGACGUAAGUUAGGAAGCUCGAAGGUAAAAAAUUUUUAAAGUUCAGUUCACUUUCGAUAUGGUAUGUGGUAUUACUAUUUAUCAUUUACGCGCUGUUACUGGGAAACCAAACUGUGUCAUGCAAGCAUUUACAAAACAUGAAGUGUUUUUAAUGAAGAAAGAAUGAAAAUAAUCAGAAAACCUUUAUAAAACGGUCACGCUAAUGAUCAAAUUUUGGUAAACAAAUCAAAUCGGACGCCAUGGAAAGGCCUUCAUCAAGAACCAGAAGUCCAAAAAGGACUUCACUUCCAGCUAUAACGAACGGGGACAACACUUUAGCGUUAAGAGGGGAGACUUUAAGUCGCAUGGACGUCUUAGAAGACCGGAUUUACAAUCAAGAAAAAACUACAAGGUCUCUAAUAGAUAGAGCUCUAAGAGUGAAAGAAGACAUCGUCGAGAGCCUCAGUAUAGCCCAAGUGAAUUGGCAAGGAGAGAAAAGAGCUAGAGCGCUACUACAAGAACACAUCCGGACCAUAACCUCAGUGGUAAAGCGCUUAAGCCGAGAAAUAGAGGUUUUAGAGGAUGAGCUAAGGUCUAAGGAAAGCAAAGUUGCAGGCAACGCAACAGCAUUCAAAAAUUUAGAAUUGCACCAUGUUGCUGGGGUGACGGACCUUAGGGGGAGGGUGGCUAGAUGUGACCAUGCAAUUGAAAGAAUGGUGUCAGACCUGCGUGCAAUUGCUGAGGCUCUAAAUGAGCUACGGCAACGACAGGAGAAUAGUACAAAGGAGAAUAAUGAAAGGUUUCAAGGACUUCAGUCAUCAAUUAAUGAUCUAGUCAUGAAGUUUGAAAAAUACAACACAGAGCAGCAUACCAGCAUUGAGAAACUAAAAGGGCAGGCAGAUGACCAGGUCACUCGCCUAGACUCCAAGACUAAGUCUGCUGUUGAGGAUGUCCGGGCAAACAUCACCUCCACUCGGCAAUGGACUGAAUCAGAGUAUUUUAAGUUGACAAAGGAAUUCCAGGGAAGACUUGAAAGAUUUGAGGGAGUUAUUAUUAAUCGACAAGAAAAGUUGGAAUUUAAAGUCGAUUCAUACUUGUCAAAGAUAGAGAAAAUGAUAUCAGAAGAGAAGGACAAGUAUUUUAACUUGUGGGAAGUACGGCUGAAGGAAACUAAGUCUGAGCAAGACCAUGUGUUGAGGGAUACAUGCGCUGGUCUCAGGCAGGAGUACAGGCUUGGCUUCAACACAGUUCAUGAAAGCAUGACAACCUUGCAAAAGGUCCUAGAGGCCAAGCUGAAACUUGUUGAAGACGACCUUAAAAAAUCCAUCAAUAAUAUUUUGAGGAUGGUGGUAUUAGUAUAAAGUAAUUCUGAUGUCAUCCGUAUAACUAGUAAAAUCAGCAAAGUAGUAGGUGUACUCCCCUUCCUCCCCUCAAGCAACAACAACAAAAUUCCAUAAAAUUUCUAGCCUUGCAACAAACCAGCAUUUUUAUUUGCUGCAGUGGCAUGCCCACAUUUUGACAGUUCAAAUGACAGGCAUGAUUCAUUACAUUUCUAAAAUUCUGUUCCUUUGUCUAAGAGGGACUCUGCAUUUUGGAAAAGUGGCUCUCAGCCUGUGUACAACUGAAACCAUAUGCAUUUCACCAGUGCACUGUGACUAGUUACAAACCGAUUGUGACUUGUCACAGGGCUUCAUGCGCCAGAUACGCAAUCGUGUUCCCUAGUUUUACUUCGGCUGUAGAGGCCAUUAGGAAGCAUUUGAAAAGACAGCUGGGUUUCCAUCCAUAGCAACAUUGGUCAACUUACUUUAUCUAAGCUGAAAACAAAGAACAUCUCUAGCUUCUUAGAAAAAGUGAGGACUGUUAUUUAGCCAACUACUCAAACUUAGAUAACCAGAACAAACCUUGAUUUUCUUAUAUCAUUUUUUACUAGUUUUUUUUUUUUUACUUAUUUAUUUCUACUAUGAUAAAUCAAACCCUCUAUUUACUCAACCUGUUUUUCAUCUCCAUGAGGACUGCAGCUGACUUAGAUGAAAUGCUUAAUAUGAUCAUCUACAGAUACAUUAUUGCAAUCUAAAGUCAGGCUUAUGAAAUAAGUAUUGACUUAAUUUGAUAAUAUAAGUUCGAGAUAAUGUGAUUUAAUCAAUUUGUGUGACAUAUACAAUAUCAAUUUUUAACAAAACUGUUGAUAAAUUGAAUAUCAUACAAUUUAUUUACAAAAAAAUACUCUAAACCUGUGGAAA